GUGUAGGGCAGGGGUUAGGGUUGAGACUGGGUGUAGGGCAGGGGUUAGGGUUGAGACUGGGUGUAGGGCAGGGGUUAGGGUUGAGACUGGGUGUAGGGGUUAGGGUAGGGACUGGGACUUCAGUAAGGAUGCUGUCAGUGGUGAUAUUAGGUGUGACCCUGUCCCUGCUCAUUCUGCUGACGGUGUUUGGUAACGUCCUGGUAUGUCUGGCCGUCUGCGCCACACGACGUCUCCGCUGCCUCACCAACUGCUUCAUUGUUUCCCUCGCCAUCACUGACCUGCUGCUUGGCAUACUGGUCCUGCCCUUCUCCGCCCUCCUCCAGCUCAGCGAUUGGCCGCUGGGGCCAACCCUCUGCAAUAUCUACAUCUCAUUGGAUGUUAUGUUAUGCACUGCCUCUAUCCUCACCCUAUUGGCCAUCAGCGUGGACCGAUACCUGGCCGUGACCGCACCCCUUAGAUACUCGUCGCUGGUGUUGCCGAGGGGGGUAGCAAUAACGAUGGCUUCGGUGUGGGCGGUGUCUCUGGGGGUGUCGUUCCUACCGAUCCACCUGGGCUGGAACACUGUGGACGGCAGUGUGCAGAACCGCGGCCCGGGGGAGGAGAGGGAGUGUAAGUUUGAGCUGAACCCUUCGUACGUUGCAGUGGAUGCCUCCUUGACCUUUUACCUUCCCCUGCUGAUCAUGUGCUGGAACUACCUCCGCAUACUCCGCAUCGCCCGGGCCCAGGCCAGACGCAUCAUCCAUGCACGACCCAACCUCAACAACAACAGCCCCUCGUCACCCCCUCGUCAACUCACCUCAGUAACAGCGAUGGCUCUACGGGAACACAAAGCCACAGUGACCCUAGCAGCAGUGAUCGGAGCGUUCAUGGUGUGCUGGUUCCCCUACUUCACCCUGUUUACUAUCAUGGGUCUGAGGAUGCAGGACUACCCAGCAGCCUACCCUGUGGUGCUGUGGCUGGGGUACAUCAACUCAGCUCUGAACCCAUUGCUCUACGCUGCCCUCAACAGAGACUUUAGGUCUGCCUACGCCCGCCUGCUGCACUGUGGUAACUAUGGAUACGGCAGGGGGGGGGGCAGGCCAGCGUCGCCCCACAACAGGACCACGACGGGUAAAAGGAACAGGGAGAAAGACAACACACGCGGUGCGGGGGAGGUAGGUGAGGGGGGGGUGUCGCUCUGCUGCGUGAGCACACCUCUUCCUGUAGGGCGGGGCCAGGUGAGACCGGUGUGAUGAUGAUGGUACAGGAAGUCAGAGGAACAACCAUACCUUCCACUCAGCACAGCACAGGGGCGUCUGCUGCCAACGACCUGUGUCAUUCUAUAUCCUGUGUGUCAGAUGGCGCUGACCCUGUGUCUAUCUGUGAGGAGGAUUCAGUGUCCUACCUGUCCUGAAAGCUGAGCCCAGGACCAGCCAACUUAACUCAGACACCCAGCCCAGGGGAUCAAUCACAGACAGGACACUGGGAGUCGUCUAAAUAUCACAGACAAUCUGCAACAAGGAAUCCCGGGGACCUUUAACAUCAGAACUAGAAUGAGACUCUUUUUAUCCCUUCAACCAAUAAGCAGUGACUGGGGAAGCCCACAAGUCACUUUGUUCUGGAACACUGAUACCUGGAAAGUAAUGUAAUUGACAGACGGACGGACGGACGGACGGACGGACGGACGGACGGACGGACGGACGGACGGACGGACGGACGGACGGACGGACGGACGGACGGACAGACAGACAGACAGACAGACAGACAGACAGACAGACAGACAGACAGACAGACAGACAGACAGACAGACAGACAGACAGACAGACAGACAGACAGACUAAAACACUCGUGUCAGAUUGGUGGUGAAAUCUAAGCUCUGGUGUUAUUCACCUGAGCCUGACUGUGAUCUUCCAAUGAAGCAGAUAGUUAUGCCCUCUAGUGAUGGAAUAUAGUAGUACAACCUGACAAGGAGACUAGACUCAGCAAUUAUCUAAUAAAACAAUCAGUGUUCUGAGAGAAAAUGAUUUCAAAUAUGUGAAAGUGUUUAAUCUGUAUGAGGAACUGUUUAACUGUGCAGCUAUAUGUGUCAUAUACUAGGUAUUUUGAAUUUGAGUACACAGUAUGUACAUGCAGCCUACUGGACUUUUUAACAUGCCCCAGAACGUCUUGGGAUCUCUAACCACAGUGCCAUCUAAGUUGUUGUAAGGUUGUGAAGGUAGGCCACCUACGACCAGGGAUGGUACUGAAAGCUGCUGGUUGAGUGGUAGAAUAAAUAGCAUUUACCAGUAGUCAUGGAUUUCAACAAUAUCGUGCCAUUUAUUUUCUCCAGGAGCUCUCUCAUGGUAGCCGUGGGAACGUUGCCCAGGGACAGUGGUUGCAAAUUAGCCGGCUAGCUAAAACCGGGCACUUUUACUGAAACGCUGAUUAAUGUGCCUGUCCCUGUAAAAAAAUAAUAAACUCAAAU
Messenger RNA from Oncorhynchus mykiss (rainbow trout), 2443 nucleotides. Lineage: Eukaryota; Metazoa; Chordata; Actinopteri; Salmoniformes; Salmonidae. The record is from RefSeq and is a predicted model, not a curated record.